Vicugna pacos (alpaca) is the source of this 1878-nucleotide messenger RNA. Lineage: Eukaryota; Metazoa; Chordata; Mammalia; Artiodactyla; Camelidae. The record is from RefSeq and is a predicted model, not a curated record.
AAAAUCAGGAACAAGGCGGCGGGCUCCCUCGGGGUCCCUGCGGGCAGGCACUCCGGCAGCCGCGGCGCGAUGGAGGCGCCGGCCGAGCUGCUGGCCGCGCUGCCCGUGCUGGCCACCGCGUUGGCGCUACUGCUCGCCUGGCUGCUGGUGCGGCGCGGGGCUACCGCGAGCCUGGAGCCUGCCCGCGCGCCCCCGGAGCCCGCGCCCCCGGCCGAGGCCAGCGGGGCGCCCGCGCCACCCGGUCCCUGCGCCGCGGAGUCCGCGGCCGCGCCCGAGGGGCCGGAGGAGCCCGCGCGGCCGGACGAGCCCGCAGUGUCGCCGGCGGAGGCAGAGGAGCAGGCCGCCGAGGCCAAACAGGAAGAGGAGCAGGGGCUGGACAGCGAGGAAGGUCCACCCCAGGCAGAGCCUGAGGAAGAAGACGGGGCAGAGGCCUUCUCCUUCAAAUACAGCCCCGGGAAGCUGCGGGGAAACCAGUACAAGAAGAUGAUGACCAAAGAGGAGCUGGAGGAGGAACAGAGAACCGAGGAAUAAUGAAGUUAUCCUUAGCCUCCUCCUAAAGGCUUUUCCUUUUGGCAUCUUAAAACUUGAGCGAUAAAGUGGAGUGCCCUGAGAGGAGCUGACAGGCUCUCUGGGGUGCCUCUUGCCCACGUGAAUCUGCCGGGCCUAGGCCCUCAGCCAGGACGCUCCCUCGGCUGGGAGGGCCUGUCCCUCCCUGUUUGGGUGGGUCGCUUUGUGAAGCUGAAGGGUCUUCCUAGACUUUUAUUUCCCUUAUGACCCAACCUUCCUGUCUGCACACCCUCUGCACCUGAGAUAUCAACAAUUUCAGCAAUGCCAUCAUUUUACAGUUGGUAGUUUCAUUCCAGCCCUCCUGCUUUUCUUCACUAAAGCCAAACCGUGAAAGACUUUGGGGUGUGAUGCACAAAUGAGGGAGCGGCCUGUGCGUGCUGGCUGGUCGGGGUGGUCCACUGCUCUCCUUCCCCUGGGGGCCCGCCCCCGCCCGGCUCAGUUUUGGGGGUGAGAGACCUGUACUGAGGACUGGGCAGCAAAGAACCAGGACCCGCUGCCCGCUGCCUCUUGGCCUUACUCUCUAUUUAGAGCAGGCUGCAGUCCAGCCCUCUUAUUACUAAGAGGCCUUUUCACUGAUGUUCUUACCAGCUCAGCUGAAUCUCUACCUUUGCUUUGGCAGAUGCAGUAAUAAUGGUGUUCGCUUAAAAUAGAUGUCUCGACUCUGCCUUUUCCUAGGCUUCUUGGAUGAGUUAGAACUUCACCAGAUGAUCAGAUCAGUUCCAGAUUGGUUUCUUGGAAUUCUGUAUUUGACAACAUUUGUACUAUGCCAAACUAAUCUGCGGUUUUUAGGUAGAUGUCAUUUAAAACUUUUUUUUAAGCAGUAAGUUUAUAGAAAAAGAUUUUCUUUCUAUUUAAUGGAAGGCCAGGAGAUGUCCAGUGUCACCCCCUCAGGCAUAUUACAUACCCAGGGACCUUCUCCUCUGGGUUAGGUUCAGGGGUUUAGGACAGACAAGCAACAGGGCAGAUGGGAGGGUACAGCUCAGUGGUAGAGUCGUGCUUAGCGUGCCCGAGGUCCUGGGUUUCAUCCUCAGUCCCUCCAUUAACAGCAAAAAAGAAUAGGCAACAAGGCAGCCGCCACCUAGAACCACGGGACGAACGGAAGCCAUGCUCCUGUGAGCACACCUGCCCCCCCACAGCAACAGCAGCAGGCCUGGAUCUGACUGAUUAAUGGGUGACUCCCUCCACAUUAUUAAGUUUUUCUGGACACUUUCUGAACGUGGCUUAUAGACACUGAGCUUCACGGAUUCCCGAUGGCUUGGAUCUGUGUAUUCAGCCUUUGUUCAGUCCAAUAAACUUUGAGUAGAUGGUCUU